AUGAGAAUACACACGGGUGAAAAGCCUUACAAAUGUACAGAGUGUGGCAAAGGAUUUAGUCAAAAUCAACACUUACAGCGACAUAUAAAAACACACAGUGACGAAAAACUUUACAAAUGUGAAGUGUGCAAUAAAAGGUUUACUGUGCGGCAAAAUUUGAGAAGUCAUAAAAGAAUACACGAUAAAGUCUACAAAUGUGCUAUAUGUGACCAAGUGUUCUCUUGGAAAGAUGCCUUAAAGAUACACACGAAAACGCACGGAGAUAAACCUUACAAAUGUGAUAUAUGUGAUAAAGGUUUUAAAAACUUUAAUCAUUUCACAUGCAAUGUAUGUGGUAAAAUGUUUAAUAUGAAAGGAAACCUUCAGAAACACGAGAGAACACAUGGGGGAGAAAAACCAUAUUAUUGUAAUGUAUGUGGAAAAUCAUUUGUGUCAAGCGGUUAUGUAAAGAAACACAUGAUUACUCACACUAAAGAGAAACCUUUUCAGUGUGACGUAUGUGGGAAAAAAUUUAGUUGCAAUGUCAGCUUAAAAAAACAUGGUUUAUUACACAAUAAUGAAGACCCAACACUUGAGGGCACAGUGGACUCAAAACUGUGA
Messenger RNA from Mytilus californianus (California mussel), 600 nucleotides. RefSeq names its product zinc finger protein ZFP2-like. Lineage: Eukaryota; Metazoa; Mollusca; Bivalvia; Mytilida; Mytilidae. Gene Ontology annotation, molecular function: DNA-binding transcription factor activity; RNA polymerase II cis-regulatory region sequence-specific DNA binding. The record is from RefSeq and is a predicted model, not a curated record. Gene Ontology annotation, biological process: regulation of transcription by RNA polymerase II. Bases 1 to 600 code for a protein of 199 amino acids. The transcript is spliced from 3 exons.